This is a messenger RNA of Calliphora vicina (urban bluebottle blowfly), 1017 nucleotides long. RefSeq lists its product as uncharacterized. The transcript is spliced from 3 exons. The coding region runs from base 64 to 948 and encodes 294 amino acids. The record is from RefSeq and is a predicted model, not a curated record. NCBI's taxonomy places the organism in Eukaryota, Metazoa, Arthropoda, Insecta, Diptera, Calliphoridae.
UUUGAAGACAACAAAACGGUAUUCGGAAAUUUAAAAAUAACUAAAAAAAUUAAAUUUCGAAUCAUGUAUAAACUAAUUUUGGCUGUAUUCUUGAUUGUGUAUGGGGCUGCUGCAAACGGAGAGGUCCAAAAUGUAGCCACCUACAGCAACAAUUCCAACUAUAAUUCGUCACUUCGCACUGAUGAGUAUAUCAAUUUGAAUAGACAACAGCAUGUUAAAAAUAUCCAGGAUUAUGAUAACCAAUUGGAAAUAUUUAAACAAUCAUAUGCAUCAAGUCUUAAUACCAUUAACAUACAACUAGACAUGUUGGUCGAUGUUCAGGUUCAAACAGAUGACAAAUUGAAUCCUUUAGAAAUUCUAAGCGAUUUAAGCAAAAAAUGUGUUUCCAAAUAUCGUUCCUCCAUACCAACAGUGGCUGCUACUAAAUCACUAAUUAAUGGUUGUGUUACCACUGCCAACAGCCAACUUAAUAGUAUGCUAAAUAGUAAUCUUAAUACCAGAAACUACUUGGACAGCUAUUACAAAAAUAACUUUGAAAAGGACAUUGCUACUUGCCAAAGAACAUAUGGUUCAUUACCUUUAAAUUACACCAUGUGUGUUACAAAUGUGGUAACCACCACCAACAGUUAUACAAUUAACAAUCAAAAAACCUUUGCCACACAAAUGAAUGCCGCCCAGUGUUCGGCUACAGCUAAUAUCAAGAAAGCUUUGGAUUGCAGUUUUACAGCUCAAAAUAAGACCAUCUCCUCAAUUGCUGAAGCCAAUACUUUGAUUAACAAGUGUCUGGUGGGUGAAGACGACUGCAAACAGUGUAACCUUUUCAAUAACUGCUCGGAUGUCCAAUAUAUAAAAUCUACUGAAGUCUAUUAUAACAGUAGGACUAUGGCAAAUCCUUUCUAUGGACGUAGUGAUAUUACUGAUUGCUUGUUAUUGAAAAUUAUUUCAUAAACAUGUAUACAACCUGUCACAGAGUCUGUAUGAAAGUGAAAACCUUAGUAUAUGAAAAAUAUUUGUGGA